AGUAUAUUAACAGUGGGACACAAUCGGGUAGUUGCAUUUGGAGCGGAUACGUAUUAAUACCUACGGAACGGUCGAAAUUAUUAGAAAAUAGUGCUUGCAUGGGUGCACGGUAAAAUUCCAGCAGGAGGCUUUAAAAAUUCUACAAUAAAACAACAACAAUGUGAAUAAAUAGUUUUUUUUUAAUAAAGAAGUUCUUUUAAAAAGUGUGGCAAAUAAAAAGAAAUCUCUUACUAAUAAAUAUAAUUAAGAUCCCUAAAAAUUAGCUAAAGAUUCUCCGCCUAGAGCAACAUUUCAGUGAGACAAGGAAAAAUGGCCAAAAAGAUACCAUUCAAUGUUGUUUUCGCCACCGAUGAAGACCCCGCCUUUCCUGCUAGCGAACUCAACACACAUGGUCCGACAGUGCACGGCUGGCGCAGCGCCCCCGGUAGUACCAUCACGCCACACGACAUCGUACUGCGUUUCCACAGACCCGCGAAGAUCUGCCGCAUACAAAUAUUGGCGCAUCAGUUCCUUAUACCUGAAAAAGUUGAGCUAUGGCUGCACUACUCGCCGAAGGGCAUACCGAGCACACCAUCCUCACAGUGCUUCGAUUUUCUCGGCUUUGUUGCACUCUCCGACAACGCGGCCACGAAUUACAAGUCGCGUGAGCUGCAGAGCGUUUCGGUGAAUCCGCGACGGGGUACGCAUCUGAAGCUGCGCUUAAGCACCGCGCACCGCAACGACUACAACCCAGAUGGACAAGUUGCACUGAUUGCAGUCAACGUCUUGGGCGAAGAGUUGGAUAAGAAUGUGACGGUUGCAGUGACUGAAUGCGCCGCGCAAGCUGAGUCGCUGAACGCCGGCGGGAAUGGCAACGCUGCUGCGGCUGUAAGCAGUGAGCAAAACAAUACUGAGUUGGCAGCUCCGCCUGGGUCUGCGGCUGAGCCGGCUUUAGUGUCCAUCUGCGAUGACUUGCUCUUUUCCAUGUAUGUUGAGGAAUCAAUUGCGGAGAUCAUACGUGAAAUGGAGGAGAAGAAACUGCAGGCGGUCGGUGCGGAACGCUUUGAAUAUGCGCGCAAGUUGAAGCUUUGUAUGACAGCGCUGCGCACAGCCGGCGAGCGUUUGGGUCGUUAUGCGCUGGCUAAACGCCAGGCGGUGCAACAGGAGGACUUCACUACCGCUAAGUUGCGUAAAGAGCAAAUCGAAAUGUACAAGUCGCUUGUGCUGAAGCACUUGUUGGUCAACGAUUUGCUGGAAGCCAACGGUUUGAAUGCUUCGAAUGAUUUGGCGAGCGAAGUGUAUGCCAGUAAACCGAUAUUGCCACCAGCGCCAAGUUUGCAAGACGUCGCACAAGCGCUAGCCGAAGCGCACUACCAAACAAGCACAAUGAGCCCGAAGAGCCUAAAAGACGAUCGUUCCUCCCUAGAUGGUUGUAGUUCGAGCGGUGGUGGAGGCUGUGGUGGCACCGUCAAUUCAACACCAGCUGGUAUCGCACAAACUAAUGCCAAUGAUAGUCUCUCACUCACAUCAAAUGUGAAUCUGCGGAAAUCACACGACGACAUACCAGUUUCGCCCAAAUUGGGGAAAGGACGUAGUCCCAGUCGACAUAGUUCACCCAUGUCCAGCCGUCAGGGUUCGUUGCGCCGCAGAAACAAAAGCGCUCCCCGUAAUUCCUACGAAGAUUAUGAAGAGCGUGCUGUGCCCGCUUUAAGGCAUUCAAAUACUAAUGAAUUUUUAAGGGAAUGUCAAGGUACAGCUCUACUGGAGGCCGAUCCCAAUCGCGGACGUUCGCGCUUGAAUGAUCGCGAACGUCGACAGGCUGCACUGCCGAUACUCGUGUUCGGCAAUGAUAUGGUUGAACAGUUCUAUUCGCGUCAAUUUCAGGAUCGGGAGGAUGGUUUGAUUAGUUUGCGAAAUUUUCUCAAGGGCAUCGAUGGCGAACAAUCGAAUACCAACGCCAGUACAAACCCCACUCCGAAUUGUAACUCGGGUAGCGAGAGUACGGCCGGUCCUAACAAGGUGGCACGCAGCGCUGCGCUUUUGCUCCACCGCGCUGUACGCGAUGCUGUCUACUCAGUUUUCAGUCAAGCCACCGAAACGGUACGCGUGCUCUUUCUCGAAUAUGUGCCUGGACGUGUGUCACAAAGCGAAGUGGCACGUUGUGUCGACCGUCUGCUGCCCGAACUCUUGGCUAAGUCUGGUGAUCCAUCAGCGCGCAUUCACACCUUGGCCCAACACACCAUACUCAGUAUUGCUGCCUGUCCAGAGGUGAUUGAGCAGCAUCUGGUGGCGCCAGCGCUUUCACGAAGCGUUAGUUCGGGCACACAUCCACGGCUGGCGCUAAGUCGCAUGCAAAUGCUGGAGCAGCUGGUACUCAGUCAAGGCAUCGGCACCGAUAAGCAUAGCGGUUUAACCUGUCGCGCACUUUCCGAAUGCGGUUGCUCGGGCAUACAUCAUCCUGCUGAGCCGGUGCGUAAGGUGGCCGAACGUAUUUUGUUGCUGGUGUAUAAAGUAAAUCCACGUUUGGUGCGCAAGCAGCUACCACCGGACGAUGAUAUAACCAGACGUAAUCUGCUCUAUCGUCAAUUGUUCACGGAAUUCGAUAAGUUGGACUUGGAGCGUAAGAAAGAAAUGCUAGAGGCCAAUAAAUAUUCCGCACACAAUAACAGUGAUCCCAUAACUCCACCACCAAAUCGUGGCCGUAAUGAUUUAGAGCACUUGCAGCAAGCCACCGGCAGCGCAGGCGGUAGCAGUUGCGGUGGUGGUGCUGGGAGUGGCAGCGACAGCCGCAGCAGUCCUUAUGGUUACAUGUAUAGCACAAAAUCACCGGAUCUGCAAUCCAGUCCGAUGCGUCGCUCUGAGACGCGCAUAUUGAAAAGUAAAAGUGGUCAUGCAUUGGGCGGCACGAAUGGUUACGCGAGCGGUAGCAGUGGCGGCGGUAAUGGAAUGAGUAGUGGUAGUGCCGGCGGACUAGCAAGCACAUUUUCCAACUGCAAUGGCAAGCAACAAUACAAUGAACAACUGAAGCGUUCGAUGAUAUCUGCAAGCAACUCGAGGAAGGGCUCGAAUUCGAACUCCAACUCGGAGUCUUUGGAAGAGCCACCCGAUUUAAUCCAUUGCCCAUUUUGCGAUUGGUGCUGCAGCAGCAGUGAUCAGUCCCAAUUGGAUCGACAUUACUGGAAGUCUUGUCCUUUCCUAACCAAGUGCCCUCAAUGCAGCCAAGUACUGGAAGUGGCGGCCUUAAAUUAUCAUCUGACAAAGGAGUGCGAGGCAAAGGAUAGCUAUGUGAUGUGUGAACGCUGCACGGAAUCGGUGCACAAGCAGUUGUAUGACCUGCAUCAGAUGGAAGAUUAUUGCCGUGAAUUGAAGACAGGCGCAGCGCGUUGCCCACUGUGCCACGAUGAUGUGCAUCUGCCCUUGGAUGGUGGCUGGAAGCUACACUUACUCAGCUCUACUGGUUGUCCUGGCAACACUAGACGCCGUGCAAAAAAAUCAAACUAACUUUAAUGUUUAGCGAAUUUUAGUAGUAUUACACACACACACACACACAUACAUACAUACAAAACUAUGUAGUUUACGUGAUGUUUAGAAAGAAAAUUAUGAACUACCCUUCAAUGGCAGAAUUGCAGGGAUGACUGCAGGUAAUUAAACACUAUAAAAACAAAAACUCUUUCUCAAAAAGUUAGAAAGAGAGAAAAACAAAAAAAGAUAAUUUCGAAAUUUCGUAUUUAGUGGUAUGUAUUGAAUGCCUUCAUACAUCGGAUUUAAUAAUCGUUAAAAGAAAUGUGUUAAAACUACUCGAAAUAAGUAUUUACACACA
Zeugodacus cucurbitae (melon fly) is the source of this 3799-nucleotide messenger RNA. RefSeq names its product centrosomal protein of 104 kDa. The record is from RefSeq and is a predicted model, not a curated record. The transcript is spliced from 8 exons. NCBI's taxonomy places the organism in Eukaryota, Metazoa, Arthropoda, Insecta, Diptera, Tephritidae. The coding region runs from base 310 to 3480 and encodes 1056 amino acids. Gene Ontology annotation, cellular component: cilium.